AUGAUAAUAAAUAGAAAAUUAACAUUUCUUUUUCUUCCAGAAGAAGAAGAAGAAGAAGAAGAAGAAGAAGAAGAAGAAGAAGAAGAAGAAGAAGAAGAAGAAGAAGAAGAAGAAGAAGAAGAAGAAGAAGAAGAAGAAGAAGAAGAAGAAGAAGAAGAAGAAGAAGAAGAAGAAGAAGAAGAAAUAUUUCAUCUGAGCUCUACGUCCAUUUGUUUGCAAUGUGAGGAUCAUAGUACUGUUUACAAAUUCCCCAGACCAACUUUAUUGGAUUGUACUAAACGUAAUAUGGAGGAAGUUGUAAUAUCCGAUGCUUUAUCUAUACCGUACUUGAUGUUUUGUGACUUCUUUAGACUUCAGCAAGUUUUGUGCCAAAUCUGGGCUGUGGAAACUAAAGUUUGCUUUAGGCUUAAAUAA
This is a messenger RNA of Diabrotica balteata, 414 nucleotides long. The record is from the annotation of a GenBank genome assembly. Lineage: Eukaryota; Metazoa; Arthropoda; Insecta; Coleoptera; Chrysomelidae.